Molecule: messenger RNA, 3023 nt
Organism: Eriocheir sinensis (Chinese mitten crab)
Lineage: Eukaryota; Metazoa; Arthropoda; Malacostraca; Decapoda; Varunidae
Exons: 4
Coding region: 107-1342 (411 amino acids)
Source: RefSeq, a predicted model, not a curated record
AAGUGUCAAGGCCCCCCCGCCGUGUCAGCCGUGUGGGAGGCACCGUUGCCAAGGCGCCGCCACACGUCAACAACAACAACAACACCGCCGCGUGGGUGCCGUUGUCAUGGCGGCACGCGCGCUGCUCGCCUUCCUCUUGGCCGAACAGGAGGACGCCGAUGACAGAGCACGAGCUGCCAUACGUCGCUUCAGACGGUCCACCAAGACAAGUUCAAGGUCCCAGAAAUCAUCAACAGAACCUGAGGCAGAUGCUGCAUGUUCCAAACCUGUAAAGGCAGAGCCACCACCCACUAAAAGACACAAAACAGGAGUAAGAUGUGCUGGAGACUACCUCCGGAAAGGUGGCAUGGCGGCCUUCUACAACCUCAGUGACUUCCACACCCACUUUGGUAUGACACGCACCCAAGUAGAGGACCUUCUCAAUCAACUUCAACCUCACUAUCCAUAUGAAAGAGGAUCCAAGUUGCCUUUAGAAAAUGUUGUGUUAGCAAGCCUGUGGGUGUUGUCCAGCCAAGAGUCUUAUAGAGUUAUUGCAGAAAGGUUUCAGACGGGUAAGUCUGUUAUUUGUGCAUCAUUGCACACUUUCUGUAAUCUUGUGUCUGGUAACCUUGAAAAUCACAUCAGAUGGCCUGUUGUUACUGCAGUAAAAGGAACCGUACGAGGCUUUGAAGAAUUAGGUUUUCCAGGAACUCUAGGAGCCAUGGGUGCUUUUCACAUAACUAUAAGCAAGCCCAAAGAUGUUGAGGAACCAAAUGAAUAUAUGAAGGAAACUGGAGUUUAUUACACCACUCUGCUUGCAGUUUGUAACAAUAAGUACAAAUUCACUUAUGUUAAUGUUGGACACCCUGGAGCCUUUGAUAAUGCAGAGGUGUUCAGGAGAUGUGAGCUGUAUAAGGCCUUUCAGGAGGAUCCUCAUUCCCUUCUCCCUAACAAUUUUCACAUAGGAAAUAAAUCAUACUCUUACCAUAUACUUGCUGAUGGUAGAUUUCCUCUGUCGGAGUAUGUGAUGACCCCAUAUAAGGAUGACCACCAUUUGAAUGCAAAAGAACAGGAGUACAACAAAAGACAGUUGUCAGCUGUGUGUUCAAUAUCCAAAGCUAUAGGUGUGCUAAAGGCCAGGUUUACUCGUUUGAAAUCACUUCCAAUGCAGCAUCUUGCACAGUGUAGCGUUGCUAUCAAAGCUUGCUGUAUUCUUCAUAAUAUUUGUGUUCAUACAAGUGACGUAGACAUUUACGGUGCAAAUGACAUGACUAAUGAAAUGACUACUUGCACUCCUAUUGGUUUUGAGUCUAAUGUAACAGGAGAAAAUAAACGCAAAGCUAUUGCUGAUUCUUUCUCAUGAGAACAAGAUUUCUAAAUAAGAAUAUAGGUAAUUGAAAUUUUUAAAUUUAUUGAAACUACUAUACUUUGAUAUUGUUGAUAACUUUGAUAACUAUGCCACUGUAGUGCAGUGGUCAGCAUGUCUAGCUACGAAUCUGUGGGGCCCCGUUUGAAUCCUGACCCAGGCAAUUGGCAUGCAGCUCACCCAGCUGUUCAUCCUUCCCUUCGGGCUGAUCAAUAAAUGAAUACCUGGGGAAACCUAGGGAAGGUAAACUGUGGUAACCCAGAUGUCGAACUGGCUCUGUGGUAAUGGGUCCCCAUCCACCACAGACUCAAGGGCCAAAGGUACAGAGACAAGCACCGUGGCCAUGUGCAGCAAUAGUGUAUGCCCCCAACUCUACCUUUACUUAAUACAGUAUAGCUGUGCAUAACCUUGAUGCUUACUUCACUAUUAUUGGCACUUGAGCAUGUGAUGGGCAAGUACCCUGGGACACAGGGUUACCACACUGUACUUUUCCCAGGGGUUUUCCAGGUACCUGUUUAUCAGCCAGCCCAAAAGGGAGGAUGAUCAGCUGGGUGGACUGUGCCCGAUUGCCCUGGUAGGGAUCUGAACCCACAUGUCAGUGCUAUACUCUCUACUUGGUGAAAGAAAGACCUAUAACAAGAAAGGAAGUCAGUCUAGAGAUUGCAUCUAUCUAUCCUUAAGUUCAUAUUCAACAUCUCUCAGGCCAUCUGAGUAAUAUACUAGCACAUUUUACACUUAUUGUUUUAGUCACCUUCCAAAACUCUACCUCUGGCAAUGUAUUUUAGAUAUUAUAUUUUCUAAUCAAUUUUCUCCCUUCAUACAAUUAAAGAAAAGUAUAUUCUAACCUUUAAAUCUCAAUAGUGUCAAAUAUAUAGUGUUAUCCAUUUUGCUUUUAAUAACCAGUCUGGUGCCAAACAUCAAAUAAGGAUAAGAAAGUCUGUUGACUUGUAAAUUCUCAGUAACACAGAUCAUAAGAAUUAUUGGAAUGAAAGUUGUCAUAUUUGGUUAUAUUUAAUAGUUUUGCUUCUCAAAUAAAACACUACAAACUUUUUUGCUUAACAAACAGGGUUAGAAAAAUAUUUCAAUUCCAAAAAGCAUUUGUGUUUGUUAAUGUCUUAAAGAUCAUUAUUUUCUUUACAGUAUAUAAUAAUCUUCAAUAAAACAGUAACACCUCUUGAAUAAUCUAAAAAUAUAAUUUGAGAGACAAUGAAUCCAAUACAUUCUAUUGCUAGAGUCUUCAUGCCUGAAAAUGCUUCAAGACCUAAAUUUUUAAAAUUAAGGAAAGUAUAAAUCAGCAGUUGCACUGGAUUUCAUGGCUUAAAAAAUGUAACACAAUUACAUAGUCUUAUAAGGCUCUUAUUUUCUUGACAUUUCUGUUUGUGCAUUCGUAUCAACCUGGGAUGAUAUUCCCAACCACCUGCAAAAAAUGUUUGCUGUUGGGUGAGAACAUUUCCUGUUCAGUCUGAAAUAGUGGCUGAAAUACUUUUUUGAGGGGGUGGUAGGGGAUAGCAGAUAAAGGAAUAUGCCAAUAAAGCACAAUGUCUUAUUAUGUCCGUCGUAUAUCAGGCACAACAACGAGAAUAUCCAAAAUAAGUAAACAUUUUGCAUAGUUGAUACGCAUUUAUAUUUGCUUUCAGUCAAAUGUUCAGGAAUAUUUUCAUUAAAAUCCCAAACUAUA